CACAGUAUUAAUUACCUUUACAAUAUUUGUAUACAAACACUUUAGCCACUAUUAUCCACCACAGCUUUUAGUUUCUUUAAAAUAGUUUUUAAAAUGAAGUUUGUUGUUUUCUGCUUUGUUUUAAGCGCUAUCGUUAGUUUGACGGUUACGAUUGGUCGAAUGGAAUGUCCUCCUAACUCAUCUGAAGCUUGCGAAGGCUGUUGCCUCGAAAGAACUUGUCAAAGAAGAGUCGUAGCUUGUCGUCCUAUUAGAGAUUGUAUAUAUAACCCUAUCGCUGUAAAUUUAUGUAAACUAGUUUGCAGAUGUAAACGAGGAUAUAUUAAAGAUGCAUUGAGUGACCAAUGCGUAUUACCGACUGAUUGUCCAACAAUUCCAAUUAUAACUCCAACUGAUUAAUAAUAUGUAAUUGAAUUAACUAAACUUAUUAAACCAAAAUGUAUACCCUAUUCCACGAAUAUACGACUGUUUUGGAUUAUCUCGACAACGAAUAUUUUACUGUGUAAAAUAUGAAGAACGAAAGUAAAAUGCAAAUUACAUUGUUGUUUAUUGGAAUAAUUAUUAGAGCCAUUUACUUUCGUAUUUAUUAUAUUGCACACUAAAAUAUUCAUUAUCGCGAUAAUCCAAAAUAGUCGUAUGUUCGUGGAAUGGCCUAUAUUACGCUUUUAUAUACCGGGUGUCCACUUAUAUUUUCCCCCAUUUUAACUGCCCAUAACUUCUAAACGGCUUAAGAUAGAAAUAUGCUGUUUUCGCUUAAAUGUUUUUAUUUAGUAAAGUUUUGUCUGAAUGGAUUGAAUUUUUUAUAUCGCUUUCAGAUACGAAAACAAAAAUUGCGGAUUUUUGGAAAAAACGUUGUUGCCUUUUUUUUAAUGGAACACCCAGUAUAUUUUUUUGUAAAUUGAAAGAAAGGUCAUUUAUCUAUCCAGCGAUAUAAAGUUUUUCAAAAUCGGUUGUCAAAUCACUGAGUAAUUAAUUUUUAAAAUGAGAGGUGCAACAUGGAUAUCACAUACCUAAAUAACAUAACUAAGCAAAUUGAUAUUAUGUUAUAUGAUUUCCACAUUGCAUCUCUCAUUUUAAAAAUGAAGUGCUCAGUCAUUUGACAACCGAUUUUAAUUUUUUUUUAUAUCGCUGGAUAGGUAAAUGAUUGUUUUUUCAAGUUUUUAGGUAAAUGACCAUUUUUUAUCUCGCUUUUAAAUAAAAAAUGGCGGAUUUUUGAAAAAAAAACGUUGUUGACUUUUUUUUCAAAACACCCAGUAUAUUUUUUGUAACUUGAAAAAAUUGUCAUUUACCUAUCCAACGAUAUAAAUUUUUUUAAAAUCGGUUGUCAAAUGAGUGAGCAAUUAAUUUUUAAAGUGAGAGAUGCAAUGUGGAAAUCACAUAACAUAAUAUCAAUUUGCUUAGUUAUGUUAUUUAGGUAUGUGAUAUCCACGUUGCACCUCUCAUUUCAAAAAUUAAUUACUCAGUGAUUUGACAACCGAUUUUGAAAACCUUUAUAUCGCUGGAUAGGUGAAUGACCUUUCUUUCAAUUUACAAAAAAUAUACUGGGUGUUCCAUUAAAAAAAUCAACAACAUUUUUUUAUAAAUCCGCCAAUUUUGUUUUCGUAUUUGAAAGCGAUAUAAAAGAUUCAAUCCAUUCAGACAAAACUUUUACUAAAAUAAAACAUUUCAGCGAAAACCUCAUAUUUCUAUCUUGAGUCGUUUAGAAGUUAUAGGCAGUUAAAAUGGGGGAAAAUAUAAGUGGACACACGGUAUAAGAAAUAAAGAUAAGCACAAAUUUGAAGAAAUGUUAGAAUUAGCAAAAAAAUUUUAAAAUAAAAAAUAAAAAGUAGGGUUGUUAAUAAUUGGUACAUAUUUAUGUAAAGUAAAGGACUUUAUGUAUUUUUAUAAAUUUAAAAUAAAAUUGGCGCAAACAAAUGUAGAUCCUAGUAUAAAAUAAAACUUCAUAAUAUGUUA
Diabrotica virgifera virgifera (western corn rootworm) is the source of this 1950-nucleotide messenger RNA. RefSeq names its product serine protease inhibitor swm-1-like. NCBI's taxonomy places the organism in Eukaryota, Metazoa, Arthropoda, Insecta, Coleoptera, Chrysomelidae. The coding region runs from base 94 to 396 and encodes 100 amino acids. The record is from RefSeq and is a predicted model, not a curated record. The transcript has 2 exons.